This is a messenger RNA of Symbiodinium pilosum, 362 nucleotides long. NCBI's taxonomy places the organism in Eukaryota, Dinophyceae, Suessiales, Symbiodiniaceae. The record is from the annotation of a GenBank genome assembly.
GCGGGGGCCUUGACGUUGAGCACGACGUCAUCCAGGAGAAGAGUGUCAUUCUGGCGCAGGAGUGCUCAGCAGAAUCACAUGGUGGCGGCGUGCGCGUCAAGCGAUCAUUUCGCCAACAGCCGGGUAGUUCUGCACACUUCCAGAACUGCAGAGCAGAAAACAUGGGCGGUGGUCUUGACGUCCAUGGCAGUAUCUUUCAAGAGGACAGUUCCAUCUUCGUGGAGAACUGCACAGCAAAGUCACAUGGUGGUGGGCUCCGUGGCGGUGGAAGUGUCUCACAGGAUGUGAACAGCUCCCUCCGGGCAGAGAGCUGUUCAGCACGAUACGGUGGCGGUGUGCACCUUGACGGAUCCUUCCACCAG